This is a messenger RNA of Maniola jurtina (meadow brown), 4044 nucleotides long. RefSeq names its product serrate RNA effector molecule homolog (gene Ars2). The transcript has 16 exons. Gene Ontology annotation, molecular function: nucleic acid binding. The record is from RefSeq and is a predicted model, not a curated record. NCBI's taxonomy places the organism in Eukaryota, Metazoa, Arthropoda, Insecta, Lepidoptera, Nymphalidae. Gene Ontology annotation, cellular component: nuclear body. The coding region runs from base 174 to 2780 and encodes 868 amino acids. Gene Ontology annotation, biological process: primary miRNA processing; mRNA processing.
UUAUGUAUGAGACGAGUUUCUGACGUAGAUUUCUGAGAUAAAUUGCUAUUAAUUAUUAUUUAUCAUCGCUACGCUUUUAUAUAUGAUUUACCUUCGUGUUUAUCCAUAGAUUCGGCUUCCGACUAUCAUAUUUUGUGGUUUCAAUCUUUAUUUGUAAAAUUCUUACUCCCACAAUGGCUGAUAGUGAUGAUGAGUACGAUCGUAAGAGACGCGACAAGUUUCGUGGAGAAAGAGGUGCUGCUGAAGGGAGUAGCUACAGAGGUAGUGAUAGGCGAGAAGAAAGAAGUAGGGGCCGGGAGGAAUGGUCUGAAAGAUCUCGUGGGGGUCGUUCAGGUCCUGACUACAGAGACUACCGUGGAGGGGCGAGCGCCAGCAGAGGCUAUUCCCCAGUGAGGGGUGAGGGACCACCCAGCAAGCGCAUUAGACCAGAAUGGCCUGUUGAAGACAGAAGAUAUGGUGGAAUGCCACAUGAUUCUUAUGGGUCAUAUGGCUGGGCUCAUGAUCACUUCGGACCUCAUCCAGCACAUCAGGGAUAUGGUCAACCUAUGCCACCAGUACCAGCAAGGGAUGCUGUGCUGCCCAUGGGUGCUACAGAUGGUCCACCCACCAUGAUGACCUUCAAAGCAUUUUUAGCUGCUCAGGAUGACUCUAUCACUGUUGACGAUGCCAUACAGAAAUACAAUGAAUACAAACUUGAGUUUCGAAGGCAGCAGCUUAAUGAAUUUUUUGUUGCUCAUAAAGAUGAAGAAUGGUUCAAGAUUAAGUAUCACCCAGAAGAGUCAGUGAAGCGUAAAGAAGAACAACUAGCUGCAUUAAAGAAUCGUCUUAAUGUCUUCCUCGAUCUUUUGGAGCAAGGAGAACUGAACAAGGUGACAGUAGAUGUAGAUAAAUCCGACAAAUUGAUACGUCUGCUGGACACGGUAGUUAUAAAGUUGGAAGGUGGGACUGAAGAAGAUUUGAAAGCCCUCGAUGAUCCAAUACCAGUAGAAAUUACUAAUGACAAGCAAGAUAAGAAUGACACUGAUAAAGCAGUUGUCAUUGACGUAGACGCGGUAAAAGUAAAAGACGAAAAGGAAAAUCAAGCCAAGGACAAGGAGAAAAAGGCAGAGUCUCCUAAACCCACUGCGCCUCUGACGAUGGAGAUCGAUCCUCACCUGCGUCACUUGCAGGAGCAAGCUAAGUUGUUCUCCAGAUUUAACUCUGUCCCGGGACAAGAAGCUGAAGCGGAAGAAGUACCCGAGAAAGAGCCUCCACCUCCUGGAUCCUCCUCAAGCUCGUCAUCAUCCAGCUCUUCAUCCUCGAGCUCUGAAGAUGAGGGAGAGUCAACAACUCGCCAUAAAUCCAAAUCUAAGUCUAAGACGCCAGACAAAUCGCCCAAAGAAAAGGAGAGGUCCAAAUCUCCCAGCGUUGAGAAAAUUAGCGAAAACAAAGACAAGGAUGCAAGCAAUGAUAAAUCUGAUCAGGCAAAUGAUGUUACAGUGGAGAAGAAGGAAUCACGUGCGCUACACAAAACUACGUCGAUAUUUUUGAGGAACUUGGCACCUACAAUAACAAAGGCUGAGGUGGAAGCUAUGUGUAAGCGGUACGGCGGUUUUCUGCGCGUGGCGUUGGCCGACCCGCUGCCGGAGCGGCGCUGGUUCCGCCGCGGCUGGGUCACUUUCCGUCGCGAGGUCAACAUUAAGGACAUCUGUUGGAACCUCAAUAAUAUACGGUUGCGAGAAUGCGAGCUUGGCGCAAUAGUGAACCGCGACUUGCAGCGUCGAAUCCGGCCAGUGUCAGGCGUCACGCUCGAGCGGCCCGUGCUGCGCGCCGACGCGCGGCUCGCGGCGCGCCUGGCGCACCACCUCGACAAUCGCACGCGGCUGUGGUCUGAGCAAUCCUCUCAGCCCAGCGACGCCACACAACCUGCCGAAAAGGAACAAGAUUCUGGCAACUUCAGCCUGAGCUCGAAAAAUCCUGUACUCCAUAAAAUAACGGAGCAUCUGAUUGAAGAAGCUUCUACGGAGGAAGAGGAACUUUUAGGGCUCGAGGCGUCCUCGGAAUCCACGGCGCAGGAACAGCCGGACCCGGAGCUGAUCCGCGUGCUGGACCGCCUCGUGCUGUACCUGCGCAUCGUGCACUCCGUGGACUACUACAACCACUGCGAGUACCCCUACGAGGACGAGAUGCCCAACCGGUGCGGCAUCAUGCAUGCGCGCUCUGGACCACCCGCCAACAAGCCUUCUCAACAAGAGAUUCAAGACUACAUCAAGACAUUUGAAGGGAAAAUGUCUGCUUUCUUACAAGAUGUCAAGCCAUUGAGUGAUGAGGAGUUGCAAAAACUUGGCAUUAAAGAUCCUGAAGCAGAAGUGGAAAAGUUUAUUCAAGCGAAUACACAAGAGUUGUCGAAGGACAAAUGGCUGUGUCCACUCAGUGGGAAGAAAUUCAAGGGCCCCGACUUCAUUAGAAAACAUAUCUUCAAUAAGCAUGCUGAAAAAGUGGACGAGGUGCGUCGCGAGGUGGCGUACUUCAAUGCGUACGUGCGGGACGUGCGACGCCCGCAGCAGCCCGAGCCGCCCUCGCGCCCCGCGCCGCCCGCGCAGCACGCGCCACCGCCGCAUAUGUACAGCGGUGGUGGAGGCGGCGCGCGCGGCUGGGGCUGGGGCGGCUGGGCGCCGCCCGCGCCCUACGCGCCGCGCCACCCGCGCUUCUCGCGACCCAGGGGCGGAGGCGCGGAGUUCCGCCCGGUGAUACACUACCGCGACUUGGACGCCCCGCGCGAACCUGACGAGUUCAUUUAAUGUGGACCAACAUCCUCUUGCCAAAGGAGCUACUUGAAAAGUGUACUUAUUAAUAUCCAUAGUCCAUUUAUUAAUCCAGGAGACCAAAAUGAUGUUUCGUGUGUUGCCAGUUUUUUUACGGCUGUUUGAUAGUCAUGUGGUGCAAUCGAUACUUACCGAUAAAUAUUAAUCGAUACCGAUAGUACAUGUAUGAGAAAACAAAAUGUGUUGAAAAAAAUCCGAUUAAAAUGAAAUAAGUAUGGGCUGAUUCUCAAUUUAUGAGUUUUUGAGUACAUACUUUUGAAAAAUUCCUUAGGUUAAUUAUUUAUUAAGUGAUAAGUGGUUCCCUGACACUUUUUCUUUUUCUCUUUAUUAUUACAACUUUCUGGUACAAAUAAAAAUAAAUAUUUCUUUGUAUUCUUUGUUACUUAGUUACUUUAUUCUUUAAGUCUUUCAAAUAAUAUGUGAUUAGUGCUACUUUUUUAUCUCGUAAUUACACAUUUCGUAGGCUUAUUUUAACCACUCACUAUGCACGAAAUAUUAUUUUAUUAACGAUUUUUAUCUGAACUGGGACCAUGUGGAUAACACAAUUUUUAUAAAGCCAGUAGGUAUAAUUAUAUUUUUAAGUUUGACAUUUCUGGUUGUCAUUUUGGUCUGAGGGAUUAAAAAAUCGACUAUAAUGCUGACUGUCCACUAGUAACCAAGAUAUAUACUAAUACUAAUAGCAUAGUACGCUAGAUGUGUUUUACCUAAAUGACAAAUUCAUUUUUAUGGCGAUUCGAAGCGCCCUACCGAGCUUACCGGGCAUUAAAAUUGGCGAUAAAAUGGUCGUCGUGUUGACAGAUAUAACAAACGUUUAGUUUCAAUUACGCUCACAUGACGCUUCUGACUGCUAUCAGCUCCAAAAUGAUGAUAAUCAAGUUCAAAAACACAUCGUUAUUCGCAGAUCCAGCGUACUAUGUAAAUUGUAUUAUUAUAUAUCAGUGACAAGUAAUAAGAUUUGCAGAAAUCAGCUAUCAUUUUAAUCAAUUUCUGCAACUUUUAGUAUACAAUUAUUGCAGGAAUUCACACAGUGCAAGUAACAUAGAGCUAACUUCUGCAAGUUUUAUUGCUAGUGGACACACGAAGCUUAAAAAUAUUUUAUAAUGUAUAAAUAAUACAGACUAGUUACUUCAGUCUUCAGUAUAAAGUGUACCUAUGAGUUAUUAAUGGUUUAGGAAAAUGAAAUAUUUUAAAAAUCGCUUUUAUUUGGUUUGAGAAUAAAUAAAUAUUAAUUUUAAAAGUA